Molecule: messenger RNA, 1408 nt
Organism: Nomia melanderi (Alkali bee)
Lineage: Eukaryota; Metazoa; Arthropoda; Insecta; Hymenoptera; Halictidae
Gene: D1
Product: D1 chromosomal protein
Biological process (GO): regulation of DNA-templated transcription
Cellular component (GO): nucleus; chromatin
Molecular function (GO): DNA binding
Source: RefSeq, a predicted model, not a curated record
GUUUCUUGGGGCAGCAGGCAAAUCGGAGUACAGUGCAGCGUCUCUGUUAGAUCAUUCGCGUCUCUCUAUUCGCGCAGUGUAUUGUAUACGAGUCCUUGCUUACGGAUUGCUUAUGGGGUACAGCUUCGAACGAUAAACGCGCGGGAUAAUAUCAGAGACGUUGAGAAGAUAAAAGUUCGAGUAUCUCGAGUCCAGAGAUAAAUAGCGAAUAUUUUGAUACAACAUAACCGGCCCAAGCCCGGUUUUUUCUGAUCGCGGCACGCACACCGGCUGGACGGCCGCCUUUGUCUCCGUAUACACGAGAAAUUUUAGUGGCAUAAAGCAAUAAAAAUGUCAGAUGAAAACUCAUCCAUCGUCGAAGAACAAAAGAAGAAGCGAGGCAGGCCUUCGAAAACAGAUAAAAAUGCAGUCAAGGAACCGAAGAAGAGGGGGAGACCUGCCCUAGACAAAAAUAAUGCCAUGCGUGCUGCGAAAUCUGAUAAUGAGGAUGAUGCAUCUCCCACACCUGUGAAAAAGGCCAGGGGACGACCAAAAGGUUCUCACAAAAAAAAGCAAGGAUCUCCCAAAGUCCCUUCAGGAAGGGGUCGCGGAAGACCAAAAAAGAAAGAAGAGAAACCAGAAAGCACUGGUGAAGAAGAAGAUGAGCAAGAGGAGGAGGAGGAGGAGGAAGAAGAAAAUUGAAUAUGAUACAACAAUUUUAAUGUAACAAUCUUAUUCUUUGAAUGUUUUUGAGAAGCUGAUAAAUUUAAAGAUUUUAUGUUCGCUUUUUACGUCAUAAUCUGCAGAACAGAAUAGUAAAAACGUUUAAUUUAUGACAAUUAUAUCUUAAAAGAAAAAAGAGAAAUAUGCACAUAAAACUUGCGUUAAGAAUACACAUUCACUUUUCUUAUUGGUACAUCUCUUUGUUUAUUAUUGAAAUUAGAGUGUAUUGGAUCGUUAAAAGAAUUUUAACAUUUCUGAUCUCAUGCAUUACUUUUUAAGUAAGUGAAACGAACAAAUUUUCCUAUAUGUGACGAAAUAUGUUAAUUGCCUCUUUUAUUUACUUGUUAUCAUUUUUAGAGUUAAAAUUUAUUUAACAGACUCGAAGAACGUUAAAAUUAAAGCAAAAUAAAAAAUGAAAAACUUUGAAUAUAUCAUAUACAAAGAUUACUCCUUUCAAUUACACUUGAAUAUGUGAACAUUAACAUUGUUCUUGAGGCAAGCAUAUGUGUGAAUGUCAAAUUUGUAUUAAAGUAAAUAAACUUGUAGAGUGACUCUCUUAACUCCUGUAUUGUAUACAUAUAUUCUGUUUUCCAUUAUACACUUUAUAUGUCAGAUAAAAUGGUUAUAACUCUGAUUUUUGUAAUUAGAUUACACGUUUAAAAAGAUACUCUAAGCAUUUUAAUUAAAUCUUAAAAAUUAUAAUUAA